Molecule: messenger RNA, 1653 nt
Organism: Betta splendens (Siamese fighting fish)
Lineage: Eukaryota; Metazoa; Chordata; Actinopteri; Anabantiformes; Osphronemidae
Exons: 6
Coding region: 669-1535 (288 amino acids)
Source: RefSeq, a predicted model, not a curated record
CUGCAAACUGUCACUGUGUGGAGGUGUGGUUUUCUUGAAUACAGCAGUAUAUUUUUAGUCCAGUGUUUUUCUACAGUUAACAGGCUGUUAAUUGUUGAUACAUAAAAAAUGUCAGCAGCAUAGUAACAAGAUAUUAGCUUGUUAGACAUUUAUCUGGUGAAUAUCACAUGGGACACAUUGUUAGAAAUACUACAGGCUUUGUGUUUAGCCUAGUAUAUUAAUUAUUUUAUAUUAAAAAUCAGAUAAACAGAAAACAAAUUAAAAACGAGAAUCAAUUUACUAUUGAUUAACACGACACAAUCAGAAAUUCUGCCUUUAGUUUUAUUUGUGUUCUGAAUUUCCCAGUGAUUGUAAAAAUUAAAGUCAUCAGUAACUAGUGACUAUGCUACAGCAAUACAGAACAUGUUAUACACUUUAAGUAUUACUUAUUAGCUUUGUACCGUUAUCAGUGAAAAAAAUUCCACUAUAAUAAUUAUAUGCUAUUUAUGAAGAAAAUGACCCAACAGAAUUUAAUUGGUGCUUCAAUCGUUUCCAAGCACAAAUUCUUGCUUCCUCAAUUCUCUCUACACACUACAAUAUAAAGACCAGAAAUAAACUGAGCUGUUGUCAGUGGAAAAUUCACAGGUCGGUCAGUGAGCCACAAAGAGGACGUACUUCUAAAAGUAAAAAUGUUUUUCUUCUAUAUGAUCAUCACAGCUCUGUCUACAGCAGCUCUGACCAAAGGGGCUGUGAAAUGCAAAAUUGAAGUGAAUAAUACUACUCAGCUCUGCAUUGCAAAACUUGAUGAGCCACUGACCUUUCAAAUACUCACUCAUAAGAUAACAACACAUUUGAAAAAGAAUAACAUUACCAUUUUAAGGGUAAACAAUGACAAGGUAGGGAGUAUAAAUGCAGACUAUAGAAGACGCAUUACACAAUUAACAAAUGCAACUAUUACACUUGACGUGGUGAGAACGACAGAUUCUGGAAAUUACCUGCUGGAAACUUUUAACCAUGAAGGUCUAUUAACACACACAACCAACUUUCAUCUAGAAGUACAAGCUCCAGUCUCAAAGCCAAACGUGUCGCAGACGUGUUUGUCACCAGAACAGUCUGUCGUCUGCUGCUCCACUGAGGGAGACGGAGUAGAGUUCAUUUGGAGUUUGGACGACAACAUAUUGAUACACACCAGAGCUGAGAGCACAAAUAAUCCAACAUCCAAGGUUUCCAAUGUCACCAUCAGCUUACACGCCCAGCUCACUGGAAACUUAGCAUGUAUCACUCAGAACGACAUCAGCUCAGAACAAACUGUGAUCCAGCUCAGGAGCUGUAAAGGCCCCAUUUGUCAUCCUCCUUCAGUGACUGUGACUGCUGCUGUGGUAGCCAGCGUAUGCACUUUGCUUCUGCUUUUGGUUCCGUUUCUUUGUAUAAGACACUUACAUAAGACUCCAAGACCUGUGGCUGUUGAAGCUUUUUCAGAUAAUGGUGAAAAUGAAAUAGUCUACUCUGAUGUUAGAGUGAAGCCUGCGAAGGAAAGAAGACCCAACACAAAGUAGCAAAGAAACCUAUUGCUCAUAAUAAAUUUAAUGGCAGAACAUUUGUAAUGGGAUAUGAUUUGAUUGUACUGAACUGUACCAAAUUGUGGCUAGGGUUGACCUCUCAAUAAAAUUUAAA